Messenger RNA from Anarrhichthys ocellatus (wolf-eel), 728 nucleotides. RefSeq names its product gastrula zinc finger protein XlCGF71.1-like. Gene Ontology annotation, biological process: regulation of transcription by RNA polymerase II. The record is from RefSeq and is a predicted model, not a curated record. The annotation marks the transcript as partial. Lineage: Eukaryota; Metazoa; Chordata; Actinopteri; Perciformes; Anarhichadidae. Gene Ontology annotation, molecular function: RNA polymerase II cis-regulatory region sequence-specific DNA binding; DNA-binding transcription factor activity, RNA polymerase II-specific. Gene Ontology annotation, cellular component: PcG protein complex; chromatin; transcription regulator complex. The transcript has a single exon.
CAGACAGGAACUCAGAUCCAGAUAGACAUCCAGAACCAGAAACUGAUGAGAAGACUGGAGACUCUUCUGGACCUGAACCUGAGACUGAAUACAGUGAUGAUUGGAAGGAGACCAGAGAACCUCAGUCAGGUUUAAACUCUGUGAAUAAUGAUGAAGUUUCAGUCAGUGAUUCAAGAUGUAGUGCUGGUGAGAAACUAUUAAGCUGCUCUGAAUGUGAAAAAACAUUUGGCAAGAGUCGAAAUCUGAAGAUACACAUGAGAAUCCACGCAGGGGAGAAACCUUUCAGCUGCUCAGUUUGUAAGAAAUCUUUUAGAAAUGGUUCAAAAUUACAUACACACAUGAGAAUCCACACAGGAGAGAAACCUUUCAGCUGCUCAGUUUGUAAGAAAUCUUUCAGCCAGCGUUCAAAUUUACAGAAACACAUGAGAAGCCACACAGGAGAGAAACCUUUCAGCUGCUCAGUUUGCAAGAAAUCUUUUGCAGAGAAACAAACUUUACAGAAACACAUGAGAAUCCACACAGGAGAAAAACCUUACAGCUGCUCAGUUUGCAGGAAAUCUUUUGCACAGAGUUAUGCUUUUCAGAAACACAUGAGAAUCCACACAGGAGAAAAACCUUACAGCUGCUCAGAGUGUGAUAAAUGUUUCACUGACGGUGGAAGUCUGAAGACCCACAUGAGAAUCCAUACAGGAGAGAAACCUUUCAGCUGCUCAGUCUGUAGUAAAUCU